Messenger RNA from Drosophila busckii, 525 nucleotides. RefSeq names its product transcriptional regulatory protein AlgP-like. Bases 1 to 525 code for a protein of 174 amino acids. The record is from RefSeq and is a predicted model, not a curated record. Lineage: Eukaryota; Metazoa; Arthropoda; Insecta; Diptera; Drosophilidae. The transcript has a single exon.
AUGGCCGCAGCUUUCUUCGUCCUGCUCAGUUGUGUGAUCUACGGAGCUAUUGCAUCCGCUCCAGCCACAUCGUACUUGCCUCCAGCAGCUCCCGUUGGUGGUGCCCGCCCGGCUGUGCAGCCCCAAGCUGUUGGUGCUGGCCGCCCAGCUGUCCAGCCCCAGACUGUCUCGAAGCCUUCGAAUGCCUACAUUCCACCAGCUGCAGGCCGUCCAGCAGCCACUCCCAGGUCAGCGCCAUCCACUUUGCCUGCAGCUGGAGGUGUAACAAGUGGCCGCUCAGCUGGCCCACGUGCUGCGCCAGCCCGUCAAGCUCAGGCUGUUGGAUCUACUCAUGCACGCCCAGCUGCUCGCCCUGCUGUUUCCCAUCAAUCCCAAACUAUUGUUCAUCCAAGCCGUCCUCGUCCCGCUGUGCAGGCGCCUGCUGCCAAGCCAGCUCCAGCACCUCAAUCCGGCUACAAGAGUCAUGCCCAACCCGCUCCAGUUGCCACAGGCUCUCGCACUGUUGGCAAUCGCGCUCCUUACUAA